This is a messenger RNA of Symbiodinium natans, 1560 nucleotides long. Lineage: Eukaryota; Dinophyceae; Suessiales; Symbiodiniaceae. The record is from the annotation of a GenBank genome assembly.
AUGGAUGUCGAUGCAGCCGUGCCCGAGGAAAGGGUGGCCGUUGUCUCCUCAGACAGCAGUGGCGAUGAGGGCUCAGGCUCCUAUCCCGGCUCUUGCGCCGAAGGAGAGCCACCCUCGGCUCGCGUUCUGGAGUUGGCGUCCCGCAGAAUCUCGGUGAUGCGGCCGGUCUCGCCCGACGUGCUCAGGGCGACGUCCGCAGGCAGGGCGCUUCGCUUCCUCGCCCGGGCGCUGUCGCAGCCCAAGGGGCGGCACCACCUCAGCUUUCAGACGGAGCGCAUCCAGUGCUUUUGGAGCCAUAGCUGGCAUGGGAGUACUUGGAAGAAGCGCCUCACGCUCAUCUUCAUCUACCUCGCUCCUUGGGCGGCGGUGGCAUCGACAGGUGCAGCAGCCUUGACGGCGUUCUUCUUCAGCCUGAAGGUGCUUUUGCCAGGCUUUCGGCAGAGAGAAACGUUCCUGUAUCCGAAAUCCUUCUGGGGAACCGGAGUCGGAGCCCUCACGUACCUUCUCGUCCUCCUCCUCGCUCGGCCGCGGACAUCGGUCUUCCUCGAUGCCAUUUGCAUUCACCAGGACGAUGAGGACAUGAAAGGCAAGGCGCUGUUGAGCCUUGGGGCUUUCCUGAAGAACUCUGAGUCCAUGCUGGUGCUCUGGGACACGUCCUGGUCGCAUCGCCUUUGGUGUGUUUUCGAGUUGGCCGCAUAUUUACGCAGCUGCGAGCAGGAAGGGAAGAAGCCAAACAUUGUGAUUCGCCCCACCGGCAUCGGGCCAUCUAAUUUCCUGCAGACGCUGGCACUCUUGAUCGUCUUCUUGGCCGCUGGUCUCGUACCCGACAGGCAGAAAGAAUUUCUGUGGACUAUGCAGGCCCUCUUCGCCUUCCUUGGGUUUUACGUGACGGCGACGACGUAUCGCCACAUCUUCGGCUCUCUGGAGCAGGUCCGGCGCGAGUUGAAGGGCUUUCGCCUCGAAGACGCCAAGUGCCACUGCUGCACGAAGGGCCAUGCUAGCCCGGAAGAGCUGUGUGACCGGAAGGUUAUGGAACGAUGCAUCGUGAUCUGGUUUGGAAGUGUCGAGACCUUCGAAGAGAGAGUGCGGUCCGACGUGCUUGCCUGUCUCUCCAAACAGCUCGACACGCAGCUCUUCUCCUACCGGCAGUGUGUCCAAGGCAUGGUGCCGGUGAUCUGGACCUUCAUGGACACAGGCUCAGCUCAGAUGCACUUCAAUGACCACUGGAAGAAUCUGCUGGCCGAGCUCAUCCGUGGCUUGGCAUGGUGGCUGGGUGUUGUUCCAUCCGCGUACCUCAUCGGCCUGAGGGUUGCCUACUGUCUGCGGAGGAAGCGCAGCUGCUGGCUCUGCGAAGAGGCCAUGAAUGCGACGGUUGUCCUGAGCAUCGUGGCCGCGGUCGUGGUUGCUGUUCAAGUCGAGUUCUUGUUCAUGCAACUGCCGAUUAAGUUCCAUCAUGAUGGCCUCACUAUAGAGCUGGCCCUGUUUUGUUGUCUCAUGGUCCCUGUGGCUCUUGUGCUUUUUGGGUGCGUAGGCACCCAUCCGCACACUGCCUGUGAGUGA